Contarinia nasturtii (swede midge) is the source of this 678-nucleotide messenger RNA. RefSeq lists its product as uncharacterized. The coding region runs from base 19 to 573 and encodes 184 amino acids. The record is from RefSeq and is a predicted model, not a curated record. Lineage: Eukaryota; Metazoa; Arthropoda; Insecta; Diptera; Cecidomyiidae. The transcript is spliced from 2 exons. Gene Ontology annotation, biological process: tail-anchored membrane protein insertion into ER membrane.
UCUAUUUUCGUUCAUUUCAUGUACCAUCGGUUUCAGUAUUUGAUUUUCUUUUUGUCAAUUUUAGUUGUAAUAAAAAUGAUUCUACUUUUGAGCAUAACUGUGAUUUCGUUUCUGAUAACAUUUAUCCAUUUCAUCACGAAGCCAGUUGUUGCACUGUUGACAUCAGCUUCGGCCGAAGAAAAACAAUUGAUUGCCGAAAUUUCCAAAUUAAAAGAAGAAUUGGAAAAUAUUUCGUUGCGUCAAGAGUACACCGCUUAUGUGAAAAUCGAACGAAAAAUUGUCGCUGCACAAGCCAAAUUAAACGAAGAACGAAAUUUACAUCAGACAAAAAAGCUCAUGUACCAGUAUGGGAUACCAUAUGGUUUCCAAGCUCUGCUCUCAGUCAUACUCAUUUUGAUUACCGUUUUUUAUCGUUACACACCAAUUAUCGUGUUCAAUGGAUCUCAGCACAAUUUCAUACCAUUCGGACCGAUUUUGAGAUUUCCCACUGGAAUCGAUGGUGCCGUUUCUGUACCAUUUUGGAUAUUUGUGAAUAACUAUGUAUCACGCCAUGUCGCUUCUUAUGUUAAGUAAAUAAAGAAAACAGUAAAUGUUUAAGAUAUUUGAAGAGAAAGAGAGAGAGAGAGGAAAUAAAAUAAAAUAGUGACUAAAGGGAAACCAUAACAAAUUCUACCGAAA